AAGAAUGUCGGCAGUUGAACAACAUAUUCCCAACGACCAAUUCCUGCAAAAGCUGACGGCAUUUUAUAGAGAUUCAAAGAUUCGAGGACCAAAAAGUGUAUAUGUUACAAUGAAGCCAUAUGACGGUCGAACCAAAGCGAUGCCAAAAGGAAGCACGUUCAAAGAGGGUGACGAAAUUUCAUGUAUCUUUCGAGCCAAAUGGGGAAGCAAAAAGAUUGCCACAGAGGUGAAAGCAAAAGAAGUUAACAAGUUCCACACUCAAUAUUCUGCCAUAAUUGUCGCACAAAUGGUCAACUUGGAGAAGAGGAAAAAGACGGACGAUGAGAAAAAGAAGACAGGUGCCACGAAGGCCUAAUAUCAUUUUUUUUGUUUCUAGAUCCAAUUCCACUGGUUGUAGUCCUCUGGGCUUUCCAUUGUAUUUCAUCCUCAUUUUCCUGAAAAUUGCUUCCCAGCCCUUCUUUACCUUCCAUUUUCCACAUAAUUUAUUGAAUUGUGAUUUGUUUUCUAUUGUAUUCGUUAAGUUUAUCUGCACCUCAUUUCAUUUUCAAAUUCCUCUCUUUUGCGGAUUUUUCAGUCAGAAAUUCAAAUAGUUUAUUGAAUGAAUCACAGUGAUCAAAAAA
Caenorhabditis elegans is the source of this 620-nucleotide messenger RNA. RefSeq names its product Signal recognition particle 14 kDa protein (gene F25G6.8). Bases 5 to 355 code for a protein of 116 amino acids. The record is from RefSeq and is marked reviewed. Lineage: Eukaryota; Metazoa; Nematoda; Chromadorea; Rhabditida; Rhabditidae. Gene Ontology annotation, molecular function: 7S RNA binding; endoplasmic reticulum signal sequence receptor activity. Gene Ontology annotation, cellular component: cytoplasm; signal recognition particle, endoplasmic reticulum targeting; signal recognition particle. The transcript has 3 exons. Gene Ontology annotation, biological process: SRP-dependent cotranslational protein targeting to membrane.